Molecule: messenger RNA, 2612 nt
Organism: Thamnophis elegans (Western terrestrial garter snake)
Lineage: Eukaryota; Metazoa; Chordata; Lepidosauria; Squamata; Natricidae
Gene: CDK18
Product: cyclin dependent kinase 18
Exons: 16
Coding region: 327-1742 (471 amino acids)
Biological process (GO): protein phosphorylation
Cellular component (GO): nucleus; cytoplasm
Molecular function (GO): ATP binding; protein kinase activity
Source: RefSeq, a predicted model, not a curated record
GGUCGCUCCUCCCUCCCGAAGCGCCAGGCUCAGGUUGUGCUUGGAAACCAGAAGCCUCCAGUUCUUCUUUCUGCCCGGAUGGGACCUGGCCAGGGAGCGUCAUGAAUUUCUGCCGGGAGGCGUGAACGUGGGACUUCGCUUCUUCUUUUUAACGCCAAAGGGGCGAGGAGGGGGGCAAAAAGCCGGCGAGGCGACUGAGAGCCCCUCUCGUCCAGUAAAGCGAGCACAGCCGCGGCUGCUUCCGCGGGGCUGUUUCCUUUCCUUUCCACGGGGUUUCGGUGUAAACCGAGCGAAGAUCCUGCUGUUGACUUGCUCUACGAAAUAAAAUGAACAAAAUGAAAACGUUCAAGCGCCGCUUUUCCCUCUCAGUUCCCAGGACAGAGACUAUUGAGGAAUCCCUGGCAGAAUUUACAGAGCAGUUCAAUCAGCUCAACAACAGGAAAAAUGAAGAUAUGGCACAAGGACAUUUACAUCUAACUCACCUGAAUAGGGAUAUCCGAAUGCAGCCCAGUUCUGCCUCACCUUUGGAAGGUCGGUCCCCGACUUCUGUGCAUUAUCGAAAUGGCAACCAGCGCCGCUUUUCUAUGGAGGAUGUCAGCAAGCGUCUCUCUCUGCCCAUGGAUAUUAACCUGCCCCCAGAAUUCCUCCAAAAACUAGAAAUGGAAAAUCCAGAGAUUUCUAAGCCUCUCAGCAGGACGUCACGGCGGGCAUCACUGUCAGACAUUGGGUUUGGCAAAAUGGAAACCUACGUUAAACUGGAAAAGUUGGGAGAGGGCACUUAUGCUACUGUAUUUAAAGGACGCAGCAAACUCACCAAGAAUCUCGUAGCGCUGAAGGAGAUCAGGUUGGAACAUGAAGAAGGGGCACCUUGCACUGCUAUACGGGAAGUUUCCUUACUGAAGAAUCUAAAGCAUGCCAACAUUGUGACUCUCCACGAUAUCAUUCACACAAAAUGCUCCCUCACUCUUGUUUUUGAAUAUCUGGACAGCGACCUGAAACAGUACCUAGAUAACUGUGGGAAUCUGAUGAGCAUGUACAAUGUGAAGAUUUUCAUGUUCCAGCUGCUUCGUGGUUUGUCCUACUGCCAUCAGCAUAAGAUCCUACACAGAGAUCUCAAGCCACAGAAUCUGCUUAUUAAUGGAAAAGGAGAACUAAAACUUGCUGACUUUGGUCUAGCCAGAGCCAAGUCUGUCCCAACAAAGACAUAUUCCAAUGAAGUGGUCACAUUAUGGUACCGACCUCCUGAUGUCCUACUAGGAUCUACAGAAUAUUCCACUCCCAUAGACAUGUGGGGCGUGGGUUGCAUACACUAUGAAAUGGUCACAGGACGUCCAAUGUUCCCAGGAUCCACUGUGAAAGAAGAACUUAAUUUAAUAUUCAGAAUGUUGGGAACUCCUACAGAAGAAUCUUGGCCAGGCAUCACAUCCAAUGAGGAGUUCAAAGCUUACCAGUUCACACAAUAUCGAGCCCAACCCUUGAUCAAUCAUGCACCCAGGCUGGACACAGAAGGAAUUGAUCUUUUGACAAACUUUCUCCUGUAUGAAGCCAAACAACGUAUUUCUGCUGAAUCAGCUCUGCGACAUCCCUACUUUAUGAUCUUAGAUGAACGAGUCCACCUCCUUCCUGAGACUGCCUCCAUCUUUUCUUUGAAGGAAAUUCAACUUCAAAAGGACCCUGGCUGCCGAGGCUCAAGUUUCCAGCAUGUUGCUCGAGGAAAGAAUAGGCGGCAAAGCAUAUUUUAAGCCUCUUUGUUCAUUCAUCCAAACACUGAGAAGAUGGAAGCACUGAGAAGAGAGAGGACCACUGGAUCCCAGAUAGUCCAUCCCAGAAAAAUAAGGGGUGGCAUCUACUGUAUAAGAGCUGUCUUGCAAUCUCAGGCAUGCAGUGUAGCUGUUUCUCAAAAUCCCACCUCUUUCUCCAGUGAGAAAGGAAAAGAGAGACAUUGUAAAGCCUUGACAAGCUCCCAUUCUUCAUACAGCAAUUGGAAUAUACCACCUGGGCAAGAAUCUGAAUCAGAUGGUGAGUGGCCUCUGAAACACUGAGGCUGCUAUUCUACAUGGAAGCAAUCCAGUCGUGGAAUCCACAUCAGCUUUGCUUCUCCAAUGUCUUAUCAUAACCAAUGUUUUGAAUUCCAUUAUUUUCCACAUCAUGAGAUGGUUUAUAUGAUGUCUUUCGGAUAUGAUCAAUAUGAAGUAACAGUGGAAAGCACUGGUUUUUAUGCAAAUCCCUCUCCCUCUGCCUUUGCACUGAAAAAAAGAAACAUGAAGGUUUAACAAGGGCAACUACAAUAACAAUUUAAAAAUCAGUUUUCUUUGAGUUACCUUUGCUUUUUUUUUUAAAGAAAUGUUCUGAAUUCUAAAAGGUAACAACAUUCAGGAGAAAGGAUGGCAUAAGGAAGGAAUGUGUGUUGAUAGAUUUUCUUAGGCCCUUAUUAUUUAGACAUAGCAAAGCAUAUACUAAGUUUAAGUUUACUCACAAGAUUUCAACUAGCAGACCCUGACUUAAAUCAGUCAUGUUCUCUAGAUAUGUUUCCAGAAGCCAGGUACAUAUGAAAAUUGUAUUUCAGCAUAGGUAGUGAGCAUAAGUUUGAAAGAAGCAUAUACAAAAGCUGA